Temnothorax curvispinosus is the source of this 2743-nucleotide messenger RNA. RefSeq names its product optineurin-like. NCBI's taxonomy places the organism in Eukaryota, Metazoa, Arthropoda, Insecta, Hymenoptera, Formicidae. Gene Ontology annotation, biological process: regulation of canonical NF-kappaB signal transduction. The coding region runs from base 509 to 2503 and encodes 664 amino acids. The record is from RefSeq and is a predicted model, not a curated record. Gene Ontology annotation, cellular component: nucleus; cytoplasm. The transcript has 8 exons. Gene Ontology annotation, molecular function: K63-linked polyubiquitin modification-dependent protein binding.
AUGUACACUUUCUACACUUGAAGUGGAUAUUAUUGUGUAUAUAUUUGGAUUAUACCCAAAAGAUGCCCAAAAGAGAACUAGAAGUGGAGAUUAGUUAGUGGAGGAGAUUGGAGAAGAUUCGAGACAUGGUGGAAGAUACGAGGGUGAAAAAUCAAGAACGCCAAAUAUACUCACUUCCUGUUUCGUGGUGAUGCACACGCGACUGCAGAUACUUUGGUCAUAACGGUUGUUUACAGCAAUCUAAGAAUACGCCUCUGACGUAGCAAUGAACAAAUGCAAUCUAAUUGGAACGUAGAGAUUAACGAUUGACUGCGCCUUUGAUACGAAUUUGUUGAUAGAGUGAUUAUUCGUCACAUUGUAAAAGCUUUUGUUGUCUAACCUCAAUAAAAAAAAUCUUAUGUAAGUUUUAGAGAGAUUAUCAAACGUGAUCCGACUCCGAUAGCCUAGACGUUUCAUCGUUGAUUUUUAAUUGCUGUGCAAGAUUGACCAAACAAUCUUAAUCAAGAACAUGGAUCCAGUUCAGCCUAAAAACCCUAAAGCAGAAGGAAUUACUGAGGGAAGUAAGGAACCAUUGUUCAAGUUGGAUGAGCCUGUUACUACUGCUUUAAAUAUAAGUACAUUGACUAACGUCAAUGCCAACGAGGAAGCAGAUAGCCUUUCUUUCAUAGUGCUUGGUAAAGAUUCGGUAGAGGCUCAGGCUUCCUUAUUAGCUUCCUAUGUUGAUAUCCAACAGAAGAGCAUGUCAAUUGACUAUAAGUCAAUGGUGUCGUCGCUGAGCAUAACUGAGAUGCAACGCAGAUUGACGGAAAUGUUGCAAGAAAAUGUGAAAUUGAAGGAAACCUUGAGGCAGAACAACGACUCUAUGAAACAGCAGUUUAAUACCUUGGCAAUGUGGCAAGAGGAGGUGACCAAGGUUCAUCAAAAUCAUAAGCAAAAGUUUGCGGAAACUAAAGAACUUAUAAAUCAUCUCAAAAAGGAAAAUGCAGAACUGAAAACUAAACUCUGGCUCUCACAACACACUGAAGAUAUAGGAUAUAAGGCGAUUAGUGCCAUUUCUGAAUCUGACACUAUUGUUAGUAAUGCUUUCACCAGUGAAACAGAACUUGAACAGAACGUGCCCAAAUUUACAAGCGCAAUAUCAAAGAUAGCUGUUGAGAAAUGUAAAGAAUACAUAACGUCUGUAAUAUCCGAAAAGUUUGCUGAUAAAGACCAACAAAAACAACAAUUAAAAGUAGAAAAAGAAUUAGAGUUGGCAAUGAAAUCGUUAAGUUCCAGUGACAGCCACAGUUAUGUGAAACCUGAAAUUCCAAAAUGUUCAGAGGCGUGUUCUGCAAAGGAUCAGGAAAUUGCUUGCUUGAAAAAAUCCAUUGAUAUACUUGAACAAAAGUUACAAUGUAUCUUUACUCCUGUUGAACUGAAAGAUUUAUCGGAAACAUCGUCCAAUUUAAACCGUCAGAAAUUCGUACAAAAUGUGAAGCAAUAUAACGACAUGCUACAAGAAUUAACCGAAUGUUUUAUAACACAAAUAGAACACUUUGGUAGCAUAGAAAAAGUUUUAAAGGAAGUUACAGAUAUUCUAAGACUUGACGGCGAUAACUCUAAGAUGCAGUAUGAAGAAAAAUUAUGUCAGUUUUGCAAACAAUUAGCUGACGAGCAAGUAAAACUUAUUACUGAUCGACAAACUUUAAUUAAAUCAAAGAAUCAAUUCCAAAAGAUAUUCUCUGAUUAUAAUUCAAUUCUAUACGAAUUGGAAAUAACGAUCGACGAAAAUACGAAGUUAAACGUUUUAAAGGCCAACAGCGCCCACGAGAAUUCACAAACGUUAGAACAGAUUAAACGCGACCAGCAAUCACUGGAAAAAGAGAAAAUAAUUUUCGAUCAAGAGAAGGACAAUUUAGAGAAAGAAAAAAGAUCCCUUGAAAGCCAGAAAAAGAGCUUGGACAUAGACCAAGUAUCUUUGCGUGAUGAGAGAAAACUUUUCGAGCAAGAAAAAAUCACUUUAAAUGAAGAAAAAGUGUCACUUGAUCACCAAAGUCAACUAUACGAAAAUUCCGAAAGAGAUCUGCAAAACGAGAAAAAAGUAUUGCAAGUUCGUUAUGACCAACUGUUGAGCGAGACAAAUAAUUUGCGACAGCUGAUCGAAGAGAAAAGUACAGAACUUCAAAAUACGAUGGAGCAGGUUGCACAAGGCGCGGAAGAGAUAACUUUAUUAAGAUCGCAAUUAUCGCUCUAUGAAGAAGACUUUCAACAGGAGAAGAAGCUUGCAGAAGCAUUAUUAGAAGACAAGAAUAAAUUGAACACAGAAUUGCUAAGGCAAAUAGAGUUUAACAAACAGUUACAGGAAUCUGCUGGCAUUACCGAUUCCAGUGGUCAACCAAGACAAACGUCUGAACAUCCAAGCGGUGACAAAUACAACGGGCGCGCAAGAGGUCGCAACGCCACUGUGCGAGAGAAGCAGCCGAAUUAUCGAAAUUUAAUUUUUCGCUUAUUCCCAAUGAAAUAAUGAAUAAUUACGUAUUUAUUUAAAUAUUCAAAUUCCUUUCUAAAUUGAUAUACGCGUAAAUAAGUUCUAUUUUUAUCGUAUUGCUUCUCUGUAGUUCUGUAAUCGUAUGUAGUAUCGCAUAGUUGGCAUUGCUAAGUUAGCUACUUUAAUCCUAGACUUUUCUCUUUUGUUUUCUUCUCCUUAUUCUCUCUGCUCUUUCAAGGAUACAACUAAGCUUUUUAUUGAAUUAGUAAAUCAUAU